Messenger RNA from Oncorhynchus kisutch (coho salmon), 2000 nucleotides. RefSeq names its product B-cell receptor CD22. Gene Ontology annotation, cellular component: membrane. Gene Ontology annotation, biological process: cell-cell adhesion. NCBI's taxonomy places the organism in Eukaryota, Metazoa, Chordata, Actinopteri, Salmoniformes, Salmonidae. Bases 154 to 1530 code for a protein of 458 amino acids. The record is from RefSeq and is a predicted model, not a curated record. The transcript has 9 exons.
AACACAACACAAUAUGAGCCUGGUUCAUUUUCAGUAAUGAGGCCCUGUACCCCAUUUACAGUUUCUACUUCAAUGUAUCAGGUGGAGUUAUUCACCAGCUAUAGAGUGAGUUGUUGUUUAUGUUUCUAAGACUGCAGGGUGGGAGAUGCAACAAUGGCCUUGAGAACAGCAGGAAGUGUGUUGGUGGUCUUUCUCUGGUCUGUGACAGUGGUACUGGGUCAGGAUGGCUGGAGUGUGACUUACACCACUCAGAGUAUCUGUGCCUUGAAGGGGUCAACUGUGGAGCUGACCUGCUCUUACACAUAUCCCAGUGGUCAUAAAGUCACAACAACAUUCUGGUUCACUGAAUGGGGGACUGGUGUAGAACCUAAAGAUCUAGGUCAGGACCCAGAGUAUGCAGGUCGUCUGAAGUAUCAUGGGGAUAAGAAGAGUGACUGUACCCUGAGAAUCACAGACCUGAGAUUGAGUGACUCUGCUGGGUUCAGGUUCAGAUUCAUAACAUCUGGAGGAAAGGGUUCUGGCCCACCUGUCUCCCUGACUGUCUCAGAUGUUGUGUUGGAGAUGGAUCCUACAUCUGUGUCAGAGGGGGAGAGAGUCACACUGAGAUGUAGAACCAACUGUACACUGGACCCCAUCACAGCCUUCAGCUGGUAUAAGAAUGGACAGCCUAUACCAAACAGCAACACCUCCUCUCCUGUCUAUAUCCUAUUCUCAGUCAGCAGUGAGGAUACAGGCAGAUACUCCUGUUCUGUAGAAGGACAUGAGGAUCUCCCCUCUGCUGAAGAGACUCUCAAUGUCACAUAUGGCCCAAGGAACACCUCAGUGUCAGUCAGUCCCUCUGGUGACAUAGUGGAGGGCAGUUCAGUGACUCUGACCUGUAGCAGUGAUGCCAACCCACCUGUGGACAAAUACACCUGGUACAAGAAGAAAGUAACCUCACCAAAAGCAUCAGGACAGAGUUACAGCAUCACUAACAUCAGCUCUGAGGACAGAGGAGAAUACUACUGUGAGGCCCAGAAUGGAAGAGGAUCUAUGAACUCUACAGCUCUGAUGAUCAUUGUAGCAGGGAAACAAACAUCAGUUCUGACUGCAGCUGUAGGAAUCAUAGUGGUUGUUCUGGUUCUCAUCCUCUGUCUCUCUGGACUCAUGUGGUUCAGGAAGAAGAACUCCACAUCCACCUCCAACACAAGAGACACAGCAGAUGAUGGACAGGGAGACUCUAGUCCAGUGUAUGACAACAUCUCAAACAUGGACAUGACCCCUACUGCAGCACAGACAGAGUCCACAUACGACCAGGAUGAUGUUCACUACGCCAGCGUCCACUUCUCUCGCUCCAAAAACCAGGAAGUGCCUCUGUACUCCACCGUCCAGCUGCAUCAACCACAGAAACAGGACCAAGAUGUCCAAUACGCUGCUGUGAAAUUCAACCUCCCCAGUUCUGCCACCCAACCAGCAGCAGCACAAGCAGCUGAGGUGGAUGCCUCUGAGAUCUACAGUACAGUCAACAAACCCAGAACCAAGAAGACCUGAACACAACAAACCCAGAACCAAGAAGACAUGAACACAAAGGCCCAGAACCACAAACCCAGAACCAGGAAGACAUGAACACAACAAACCCAGAACCAAGAAGACAUGAACACAAAGGCCCAGAACCACAAACCCAGAACCAGGAAGACAUGAACACAACAAACCCAGAACCAAGAAGACAUGAACAGAACAAACCCAGAACCAAGAAGACCUGAACAGAACAAACCCAGAACCAAGAAGACCUGAACACAACAAACCCAGAACCAAGAAGACAUGAACACAAAGGCCCAGAACCACAAACCCAGAACCAGGAAGACAUGAACACAACAAACCCAGAACCAAGAAGACAUGAACACAAAGGCCCAGAACCACAAACCCAGAAACAAGAAGACCUGAACACAACAAACCCAGAACCAAGAAGACCUGAACACAACAAACCCAGAACCAAGAAGACCUGAACACAACAAACCCAG